GUGGGGUGUGCUGUCACGGGCAAGGCUGAAAGUACCCCGACCGUUCUUGUUCUUUUGCAAACUGUUUUGUCGCUUCUCGACUCUACGCCCCGGAACGCUGAAGACAGACACUUGAGCCGAAGCUCAUAAUGGAGGAAAACCCAGCAGAAGACGAAGAAACGACUCCGGGCCGCCAAGCCGGUUGAAGGUGGCAUCCUGCGAUGAGAAAGAGGCGAAAAGGAGGUUUUUCCUAAAGGGAAGGGGGUGGGUGAGAAGGGGGGAGACCGGAGCGCGGGGCCUCCCACUUCCCCUGGUUGCUUGUCGGACUGCCACGGCUCACACGGACUCUCGAGGAGUCACAAGCUCCUCAGACAGACGGCGCACGCACACGCACACACGCACACGCACACACGCACACGCGCUCGUGAUCCACCGUUGCCCAAGGGGCUGGGAGACGGAGAGCAGGACAUCAUGAAGCACCGAUCUGGACUUGCGGAGACCAGGACCAAGGGGGCAGAAGUAGGCCAGGGAGCCUGAGGCGAACCAGCCUUCAAGAUCUGACCUAAAUCCACCAGGAUGAUGGAAACAGAGGUUCUGAUUCCAGGUGCAGGACCUUCCUCGGGGGCCACGGUAGGCACCCGGUCCCCAGGGAAGGUAAAAGCCACGUCCAACACACCUCAGGGAUUCACGCCUUCCAUCGCCCCGCUUCCCGUCCCCUCCUCGUGCCCACACUGGGGGUCUCCGUCCGCACAGGGCACCAGGUCGACUCCAGGUAUCAGCGUCUUGGAGAAGCUGAUAAAGACCUGCCCCGUGUGGCUACAGCUGGGCAUCACAGAGAGCAGAGCCUCUCUCAUCCUGCAGAGGGAGCCACCGGGGAUAUUCUUGGUGAGGAAAGAUGCCGAUCUCAAGAAGAUGGUCCUGUCAGUGCGGCUCUCUGGCCAGGAGGGAUCGUCGCCGAUUCAGAACCUGCUCAUCAAAGAGGAGAAGUCAUUAAUGUAUCUGGAAGGUUCCUUCCUGGUCUUUGACAACAUCUUCAAACUCAUCGCCUUCUACUGCAUGAGCCGGGACAUCCUCCCAUUCGCUCUGAAAUUGCCCCGAGUCAUCGUCCAGGCAACCAAAUAUGAUGAUAUGGAGAUUAUCUCAAGCCUGGGUUCAGGUUUCUGGGGCUCUUCCUUAAACAGGCCCUUAGAGGCAGUAGAGGGCGGCGCCAGCAGCAGUCACCGCUCUUGCGAGGUCGAGCUGCCUGUCGGAAGCAGCAGUCUGUGGUACGUGAACCCUGUGCUCAUCGAGGAAUUCCAAGACAACCUCCCAGCUACCACUUCUCCGCCGGGCCCGGAGCAGCCGAAGUACAAGAGGCCGGCCCCGCUGCCCCCUCGGCCGCACCGCCCCCCGCCCCGGUCUGACGCUCUCAGGGUUCUGAGAGAGGAAGGAAGUUGCAGCCAGCGCAGAGAGACCACCCCGGGUAUGGAAUUAGACGCGGCCGACGCGCCAGGCACCUGCCAUCCUGCGGCUUCUCGCCGCAGACUCUCAGAACCGCAGCUGGAGGAGCGAGCCGCACAGGGCGGAGAAGGUGAUCGUCGAAACGAAAGUCGACAGUCUGACCCAGUCGCCGCCCAGCUGCGCGUUGAUUGCGCAGCCGCAGCCAAGAGGCCCCCUACGAGAGAAGUUGGGGUGCAGCAGAAAACGGACAUGACGGACAGCGUUCCGGGCGCAGCUGUCGUCCACGAUGCAGGGCGGAAGGCGGCCCCGGUCCCCCCACCCAGAAGGAAGAGGUUCUCGCACGUUGGCGUCCAGCCGCAGUGUUCGGUAUCGGAGGGGAAGCCACGAGGGGCUCAGAGGAGCCCAGCUGCAAGGCGAAAUCACUCCUACGUGCCAAGAUCCUCCAGGCACUCUCAGGCCUCAAUGUGUAUGGUGGCCCCCAAGGGCCCGGAUGUGUCCCUGUAUUCCCCAGAGGGCGGAGCCCCAAGCCUGAACCACGAGUCGCAUUCCGCCAGCAGCACCGAGGAGGAGGCUGAUGGGCAGAGCGGAGCGAACGUCGCACUGCCCUUCAAGCGCAGCCCCACCUUGAUGCUGGACCGCGCCAAGAAGAGGCUGUCCCGGGUCAACCUGUCGUACAUGUUUACGGGUCUCAUGAGCCACGAGCACAAGCUGCAGAACCGCAUCGUGCAGCUGGCCCGAGACAAGGACUCGUAUUUCGGGAACCUGGUGCAGGACCACCGCACCUUCACCCUCGAGACCAUGCGGAAGCACGGCACCAGCACGAAGAUGCUGCAGGAGAUCCGGCAGAUGAUGACGCAGCUGAAGUGCUACCUCAUCCAGAGCACCGAACUUCAGGCCCAACCGGAGUCCGCCAUGUACCCAGAGGAGAAGUUAGAGGCGAUCGUCGAGGCCGCGCUGGUCAAAAGCGUGCUGAAGCCCCUCCGGGAGCCCAUCUACACCUGCCUGCGGGAGAUCCACACAAAGGACACUUCAUUUGCACGGCUCCGCGACAACCAGCAGGUGGUGCUCAACACCACCACCACCGACCUGGGCGUGACGACCAGUGUACCGGAAGCAGCCGAACUGGAGAAGAUCCAGCUCCGCCUGGACUUGAUGCACAAGGAGUACUCACCUGAGAAGAAGAUCUCCACCUUGCUCAAGACUUGUAAGAUGAUCUAUGACUCCAUGUCGGUGGGCUGUCCAGCAGGGAGGACCCUUGGCGCGGACGACUUUCUGCCGGUGCUAAUGUACGUGGUUGCUCACUGCAACAUUGAGGCCCUGAUGCUCGAUGUGGAAUAUAUGAUGGAGCUGAUGGAUCCGGCACUGCAGCUUGGAGAAGGAUCCUACUACCUGAUAACUACAUACGGUGCCCUGGAACACAUCAAGAACUAUGACAUUCUGCCAAUGACUCGGCAGUUUAGCCUGGAGGUCCAGGACUCCAUCCACCGCUGGGAGAAGCGUCGUACGCUCAACAAGGCCCAGAUGUCCAGCUCUUCUGUGCAGGACUUCAUUAACGUGUCCUUUCUGGAGGUGGGCGCUAACACCAAGACCCUGGGCGUGCAAGCCAGCACCACCACCGAGGACCUCUGUGGCCAGUGUGCUGAGAAGUUUGAGAUCGCGGAGUCAGAGGCCUACAGACUGUACGUUGUGGUGGAGGGAGUCCACCGAUCCCUGGCACCCGAGGAGCUGCCCCUGUCCGUCAAGUCCAGCUUGCACCACAGCGAACAUCGCGGCCAGUACCACUUUGUGUAUCGGCCAGCAAUGCACGAGCUGGAAACUGACCCCACCCCCUGUCUCGUAUCGCAAAGUGCGGACGCACCUGUCGUUCCCUGCGCUUCAGCAGAAUGAGAGCGAAUGCAGUUUCUACGCGCCGUUCCCGCGGAAUAGACACUGUGUCUUAUUACUCAAACGCUACGCUGCAGAAAUCGUUCCUCCGAAGACAACGCAGUAAGUGCACACAUAUGGCGGAGGCACAAAUGAGCACCGCAGGGGGCGCUCUGCGAGUGUCGCACCUGGAGACAGAGACUGAUGGGGACUGACGUGUCAUUAAUGAGAUAAGCCUUGGAAUCGAUGCUGAUGCUAACCGUUCGUCAAGUCAUAAUACGCCCUUUCCCUCCCCACAUUGUUCUGCAGCACCUUAGUGAAGGGCUCACACGCUCUCAGGUCAGCCCUCUCUUGGUACUGUUUUCCGAAUGCUACAGCUUCUUCCCUCGCAUUUGUUUUGCUCCUCUGGAAAAGCCUCUUUGUGCUCGCCAUUCUUUCCAGCUCGAAUUUUUCUAAUGAAUCCUAUUACGUUAUGUUUCGGGAAUAAAAGAGCAUACAUAUUAUGUAGCCGUGAUAAACACAUUUCAGCAUUUCUGGGGCUGAUAGGCAAGGCUAUACAUGUAUUUAAACUGCAGAUUAUUAAUAAUGCCAUAUAUAAUUUAGUUUGGGAUAUCCGAAAAAUAAUGGGUUCCAAAAUCCAUCUAUUGUAAUGUUUUCUUAUAAUGUUGCCUUAUAUAUUUUACACCAUACCUACAUGCAUACAUAUUUACAUAUUGCAUAUAUAUACAGUAUAUAUACACACAUUUAUACAUAUACAUAUAUAUAUAUAUAUACAGUGCCGUAAAAGUUGGAGAAGCCAAAGGGAGUAAAAUUCUGGUUUUCGAGGGCAAAAAUCGAAAACUUUUGAUUUAUGCAUGAACCCUUAGGUGAUCCAACUAGAUAAUUUAAGAGCUGAGUUUGAGACAAAACCUGUAAACCCCGUAUUCCUGGAACAUCAAAGUCCUAUAACGUUGCAAUAAUCAGAGGACGACACAAGGCACAACACGUACAUAUACACAUUUUUAUAUGUUUGUACUUACUGCUCUUAGUUGACUGGAAGUUUUACCAAUUACACAACAGGGAAAAUUUAAAAAUACAUGGAAGCAUCACCUUGAGCACAUACAUCUGCCAAGCAAAGAGAAGAACACAGAAAUAAAACCUGUCUAA
Scleropages formosus (Asian bonytongue) is the source of this 4428-nucleotide messenger RNA. It is a transcript of the gene rin3, whose product is annotated as Ras and Rab interactor 3. Gene Ontology annotation, cellular component: endocytic vesicle; cytosol. The transcript has 10 exons. The record is from RefSeq and is a predicted model, not a curated record. Gene Ontology annotation, biological process: vesicle-mediated transport; signal transduction. The coding region runs from base 556 to 3306 and encodes 916 amino acids. Gene Ontology annotation, molecular function: small GTPase binding; guanyl-nucleotide exchange factor activity. NCBI's taxonomy places the organism in Eukaryota, Metazoa, Chordata, Actinopteri, Osteoglossiformes, Osteoglossidae.